AAUUCUGAACUCUGGUUCUCUAGAGUCUAGACUGUUCCUAGUUAAAAAAAUGUCGGAUUUAUUUAUACCCUUCGUUCCUCUCUGUGUCCGCUCUUGACUUCGUAGCGUCUCCGUGCAACCCAGAGCGUCAUUUAAGUCGGUGCAGGUGUCUAGCAUAGUAAAGGUACUAAGAAAGCUUCUUGUCGUAAUCAUGGCCAAACAUCAUCCUGAUUUGAUUAUGUGCCGGAAACAGCCAGGCAUUGCCAUUGGACGACUUUGUGAGAAAUGCGAUGGAAAAUGCGUAAUCUGCGACUCCUAUGUGCGACCCUGUACUCUUGUCCGAAUUUGUGAUGAAUGCAAUUACGGGUCAUUCCAGGGCCGAUGUGUCAUCUGCGGAGGAGUGGGAAUCUCUGAUGCUUAUUAUUGCAAAGAGUGUACACAACAGGAGAAGGAUAGAGAUGGAUGUCCGAAGAUUGUUAAUCUAGGGAGUGCCAAAACCGAUCUCUUCUACGAACGGAAGAAGUAUGGGUUUAAGAAAAGAUGAUGAACAACUCUCUGUCUGUCCAUGUUUGUCACAUGGAUGUGACCUUGUCAAAGAUGUGCUUUAGAUAAUUGAUCUUGUAUCCGAUUAUCAUUGUUGGAAAAACACUCGCUAUUUGAAACUCCUAUCGGUUAUAAAACAGCAUUUAGCUACGUGAUCUACCCAGUAUGGGUAUGUUUGAAUGUUGGAACAUAAUUUUUCAUGAUGAUAUUUCAUUUUAACUAUGUGUUUGUUC
Messenger RNA from Tripterygium wilfordii, 755 nucleotides. Its product is annotated as PHD finger-like domain-containing protein 5A. Bases 191 to 523 code for a protein of 110 amino acids. The transcript is spliced from 2 exons. Gene Ontology annotation, cellular component: U2 snRNP; catalytic step 2 spliceosome; U12-type spliceosomal complex. Gene Ontology annotation, biological process: mRNA splicing, via spliceosome. The record is from RefSeq and is a predicted model, not a curated record. NCBI's taxonomy places the organism in Eukaryota, Viridiplantae, Streptophyta, Magnoliopsida, Celastrales, Celastraceae.